UCUUUGUCCUCACCCCGCAGCACAGUGCACAACUGGAGAAGGACACGGGCUCCUCGCAGGGAAGAAGAACUGAAUGGCUUGAUAUUAGAGCGGGAGGGAUUUCUUUUUAUAAAGAGAAAACUAGAAGGAAAAGCUCUCGAAAUAAGCGACAACUUUGAGGAGCCGUCGGGCGAAAGCAGAGGACCUAAAAUCACAAGGUGUAACUGCAGGAUUCCGCAGAUGAAGGAUAAUGACAAUGGAGGUCACUGUGAGCAGUAAAUAGGCAAACAUCAUAAAAGCAGUUUGAGAGGUUCCCUCCUGUUCCAGAGAAAAAAUGAGCUGGAGCUUCCUUACACGUCUGUUGGACGAGAUUUCCAACCAUUCCACCUUCGUGGGCAAAAUCUGGCUCACCCUACUCAUUGUCUUUCGCAUCGUGCUGACAGCUGUCGGGGGCGAGUCAAUAUACUAUGAUGAACAGAGUAAAUUUGUGUGUAACACACAGCAGCCUGGUUGUGAGAAUGUGUGCUAUGAUGCAUUUGCGCCGUUAUCACACAUUCGCUUCUGGGUGUUUCAGGUGAUUAUGAUCACCACCCCCACCAUCAUGUAUCUUGGCUUUGCUAUGCAUAAGAUCGCCCGCAUGGAGGACGAUGACUACCGGCCCCGGGGCAGGAAGAGGAUGCCGAUAGUGAGCCGUGGUGCUAACAGGGACUACGAGGAAGCAGAGGAUAAUGGGGAGGAGGACCCCAUGAUUCUGGAAGAGAUUGAGCCAGAAAAGGAAAAGGAAGUCGUGGAGAAGCCCAGCAAAAAGCAUGAUGGACGCCGUCGCAUCAAGCGUGAUGGCCUGAUGAAGGUUUACGUGUUUCAGCUGCUGUCACGUGCCAUCUUUGAGGCCUCGUUCCUGUUUGGACAGUACGUCCUUUAUGGGCUGGAAGUGGUACCGUCGUAUGUAUGCACACGCUCUCCUUGCCCGCACACAGUGGAUUGCUUCGUCUCGCGUCCUACGGAGAAAACAAUCUUCCUGCUCAUCAUGUAUGCGGUCAGCGCCUUGUGUCUGCUCUUCACCAUGUUGGAGAUCCUUCACCUUGGCAUCAGCGGUAUUCGAGACUGCUUUUGCGCACCGCGGCCUCGGCCUCCGACCCCCCGUCACGCAGCUCUGGCCAGCCAGAGAUCCUCCAUCUGCCGCCAGCCCUCUGCACCUCCAGGCUACCACACAGCUCUGAAGAAGGACCCAUCAGGAAAGAUGGGCUUCAAGGAUAACCUGGGAGACUCGGGUCGCGAGUCGUUCGGGGACGAGGCUUCAUCAAGGGAGCUGGAGAGGCUGCGUAGACACCUAAAACUGGCCCAACAGCAUCUGGAUAUGGCUUACCAGAAUGAGGAGGGCAGCCCGUCACGCAGCAACAGCCCGGAGUCCAACGGCACCGCAGUUGAGCAGAACAGACUAAACUUUGCCCAGGAGAAGCAGAGCAGUACAUGUGAGAAAGGUCUCCGUGCAUAGGUUCUCAUCAGCCCAGCUGACACUGUAGAUUUCAAUUCACAUCAGGAUUAGUGAGGGGACAUAAGGGAAUCAAAGUGUGUGUGUGUGUGUGUGUGUGUGUGUGAGACGUGAAUUUGCUUAAGGUGGAUGAAGUCAGCCCAAGCCUUCCAGUGUUACGGCCAGCCGUGGAGCAUCGAGUCAAACGAGGAGGAGAAUGGUCAUCUCAACCCAGCAAUACGUGAGACACCAGGUUGUCUGAAGAUCCAAAGUGCUUACAAACUACCGUCGUGCAGCAAGAAUGGUUAAGGAUAACAUGUACUUCUCCCUCAGGGCAGCUAUUUGUUUUUUUGUUAUUUUUAUUAUUAUGAGAUUUAGAGCUAUUAGUCAGUUUGUCUUCUGUUGGAAGUUCACAGUGAGUGCAUCUCAAGUUUGCCUUAGACCUAAACUGGGACUCUGUUUUUAUGGCAUUUUGUUAAGGUUAGGCCAAGCCAGUUGUAGUACAAAAAACAUGUUUAAACUGUAACAAUCUUUUACUUUUAUUGAGGAAGUGAAGCAGUGAGCGAAUGCUUCUAGAUGCGAACAAAAGGUUAAUGGACAAGGUGCCAUUCAUAAAAGAAAGGUACUAGAGUUAUUGUCAUGCUGAUGAAGACUUUUUGAGGUGUUAAUUUUCACACAAAGGUUUCUUUCAAGUGUGUCAUUUAUUUUUUUAAACCGUUUUGACAAUGUUGGCACUGCGCCAGUCAACAUUUCUAAGCCUGGCGCCUCAGUGGUAACUGGAACACACUUGGGGUGCCUUUGUCCAAAGGAAUAAACAAACCUGGGUAAUGCUUGAAAAACAUGUAACUCUUGAUAUUGUCUUGUAUUGUUUAAACGUGUAUUUGAUACUGUUCUUUAUUUUUGUAUGAGUUUUGAGUAUUGUGGUAUUGAAAAGAGGCUCUUGUCACUGUGGGGUUUUUUAAUUGGAAAAGAAUGACAUUCACUGCUGUCUUAGCUCCCUGAAGCCCAAUUCAAUCAAUGGUACAAUUUGAGUUCAAGUGCAACAGUUUGUUUAUUUAAAAUCAUUUUUUAUUAUUUACACAUUGUCUUUGACCAGCAAACAUUCCCUUUUUCUGUACGGACCCAAAUUUAAUCUGUUAAAUAAGGGAUAAUACUGUCAUGUUCAUGCUCUGUCAGAUUUUUUGAUUAUUUUUUUAUCACUGUUCCAGAAUCUCAAUGAGGGUUGUAAAACAAUGUAAUCAUUUCAAUGUGAAUUCAAUGCCUUGAAUGCACUCUACUAAGAUGCCAUCUUUUGUAUUCUGAAUCAUAUCCACAGUGCCAUUAAUGCCAACUCAAAUAUUGUCAUCUCAAGUUAUUUUUGAGCAAUGCUUUUUGUACUUUUUAAUACUUUUUGUAUUGAUGAUACUUUGUGGGUAGUUUUUAAAAUAAAUUUAAAGUUUUCCAUAAA
Messenger RNA from Siniperca chuatsi (mandarin fish), 2897 nucleotides. It is a transcript of the gene gjc4b, whose product is annotated as gap junction protein gamma 4b. Gene Ontology annotation, biological process: cell communication. NCBI's taxonomy places the organism in Eukaryota, Metazoa, Chordata, Actinopteri, Centrarchiformes, Sinipercidae. The record is from RefSeq and is a predicted model, not a curated record. The transcript is spliced from 4 exons. Gene Ontology annotation, cellular component: connexin complex. The coding region runs from base 314 to 1474 and encodes 386 amino acids.